Messenger RNA from Prosopis cineraria, 982 nucleotides. RefSeq names its product photosynthetic NDH subunit of lumenal location 1, chloroplastic. Gene Ontology annotation, molecular function: calcium ion binding. NCBI's taxonomy places the organism in Eukaryota, Viridiplantae, Streptophyta, Magnoliopsida, Fabales, Fabaceae. The transcript has 8 exons. Bases 47 to 826 code for a protein of 259 amino acids. The record is from RefSeq and is a predicted model, not a curated record. Gene Ontology annotation, cellular component: photosystem II oxygen evolving complex; extrinsic component of membrane; photosystem II. Gene Ontology annotation, biological process: photosynthesis.
CAAAAAAAAAAAAAAAGUGUACUAAAGAGCGGAUCUUCUUGUCACGAUGACCACAAGAGAGAAAAAGUUCAGUAUAUCCGUUUCUGAUUAUUCAUUAUCAAAUAUGGUAGCUUCCUCAAUCUCUCUGAGUUGCUUUUCGCCAUGUUUAUCCCACAAGUUCAAUUACUUGUCCCAUUCGAAUGAAUCGCCCCGCAAUACUGCGAUUUCAUCGUUUAACGCCGUCGUUGCCGGAACAGAGACAGCCUCCGACGGCGAUGAUGGACAGAUUGUAGGGCACGUACAGAGAAGGCCUCUAUUGUUAGGACUCGGAACACUAACUGCAAGUGUUCUCCCUGCAACUUCCCUCAAGGCUGAAGAAAUACCAGCAAAGUAUAGAGAAUUUGUGGACUUUACAGAUGGGUAUUCCUAUAUCUAUCCUUCAGAUUGGAAGGACUUUGACUUCAGAGGGCAUGAUUCUGCAUUUAAAGACAGGUAUUUGCAACUACAAAAUGUUAGGGUGAGAUUCAUACCAACUCAGAAAAAAGAUAUCCAUGAUUUGGGUCCGAUGGAAGAGGUUAUAUACAACUUGGUGAAGCAUGUAUAUGCUGCCCCAAACCAAAGACCAACAAUAUAUGACAUGCAAGAGAGAAGUGUAGAUGGGAAAAAUUACUACACAUUUGAGUACGUGCUCACAUCACCAAAUUACUCAAGUGCUUCAUUUGCAACAAUUGGUAUAGGAAAUGAAAGGUAUUACACAUUAAUUGUUGGGGCCCUUGAGAGGAGAUGGAGAAGAGUAAGAGAUAAGCUGAAAGUGGUUGCUGAUUCCUUCAAGAUACUAGACAUAUGAAACUAUAUCAGUGUUUUCCUAAAGGCAUGUUCUAAUUUAUUUAUAGAUUAAGGUUAAAAUUUAUGUAUAUCAGAAGUAAAAUAUGAACUGUUUUGCCAAUCAUACCAUGGGGGAAAAUUUCAAGUUGGCUUGGAAAAAUCGUAGUUGUCUUUUGAA